GCUGAUCCGGAAAUAAUUGGUUGGCAUUAGCAACGUUUCGGCCGAGUCAGGCCUGAAUACACAGAUAACAGAAGAAAGAAAAACACACAGACAGAAAACACGUUGAAGAACAGACAAACUACUCUGUUGAUCCUCAUAUUAAGAUUGUGAGGCAAGUGACAUUAACAGAAUGACUAGAAGAAAGAAAGUCAUACACAUCUGGGAUGGGAUGAAGCUCUUCUACUCCUAGAAUGCACACAUACAAGAGGACUUCCAGCCCUCGUUCACCAACGAAUACAGGAGAGAUUUUCACACAAGCACAUGAAGAAAAUGUGCGCUUUAUCUAUGACACAUGGCUUUGUGUUUUGAGAGACAUUAAAUCCCCACAAAAUAGUGAACGUAAUGACCGUGGACCACAGGAGUAUGUGGAGAAAACCCCAAAUCCCAACCUACGUUCUUUUAUACCAGUUGACCUGAGUGACCUUAAGAAGCGGAACACACAAGACUUCAAAAAGUCUUAGACCGUUUCUUGGCUUUUUGUGAUCUAGCAGUUUUUAGUUUUUUUCCCUUCCUAUUACAUUUGGGACCGUUUUACUCUACCAAUCUUCUGUCGGACAACAAAAAGCCACAAGCCAGGAUAUUUGGCCAUCUUAUUCCAGAAAGCCUUUAUCGUCUCUGCCUCAUGGACCUGCGGUCUGGACUUACAGGCUGACAUCUAUUUAUGCGUUACAUUUCCAAGAGCCAUUUGAGGGGCCAUUUUAUGUUCAUCUGGGGUCUCGGUUCCAGAAAAGCCCUGAUGUGAAGUUUCAGGGAUCCUGGUUUUGGGUUUAGAUAUUUCUUCAUGUGUAUUUUUCUUUUCUUUUUGAUGUUGAUAUGACAGAGGGGAAAUGCCAAGAACAGUUGCUUAUCCUAUUGAACAGACUCCACGCAAACUUUCUCAAGAUGGGAUACAGUCCUGUAAUCUGCCCCUUGUCCAAAACGCUUUCAGUACCUUGAGGAGAGUGUUGAAGGGUUGUUCAGUGAGUUUGAUAGAUUGAUGAAAUAUAGGAAGUUUUGUCUGAAAGCAGAGGCAAAUUAGGCUCGCCAAAUAUUUUUAGUGUGUGUGUGUGUGUGUGUGUGUGUGUGUGUGUGUAUAUGUAUAUAUAUAUAUAUAUAUACUUCCAUUUUUAACUAUGAACUGAUAACUUCAAGAACUUUUAAGUAAAUGUUUCCACAUCUUUCGUUCCCAGUCUUUAAAAUAAUGAUUACUUUUAUGUUAUCUUAAAGGGGUCAUGACAUGGUUUUUUUUAUUGUAUUAUUAUGUUCCCUUAGGUGCAAUUAUAGUAUUAAUAUUUUUUUUUUUUUAAGAAAAACUUUUAAAAUCUAGUGAUUUAUGACCUUUUCCCACCCUGUUUCUCAUCCUCUGAUUCAAACAGUCUGUUUUGGGGGCGUUUUCCAUUUAAGACUUCAGUGUUAACGCCCACUGUUAUGAUUGGCUAACGUCAGUGCCUAUGUAUCAAUUAUUGAUGCCCCCAGCCAGAACAAUAUGCAAGUAAACUAAGUAAAAACACUGUGAUUAUUCAUAAUGAAUGAAAUUGCGCUUUAAAAAGUAGUUUAAAGUUUAAAAUAGAUUACUUACAGUUUGCGUCGUCGUUGUUCCCAGAAUAGUCGGCACGGACUUAUCUUUGAGCAACAGUUUUCUGGCAAAGCCAGCAUCAUAUUGAGAUUUGUUCUCAAAACAGUCAUCCUUAAAAUGUACAGAACAAACGCUUAAGUUAACACUGCCGUGACUGGAACGUCCGCAAAAAAUAAACUGCAUCCAUUUUUCCCUGACGUCUGGAUCUUUCGGCAGCUUAUUCAGAGGUUUUGUUUGACCACAGCCAGGAACAGCACAUCUGUGUGGCAUCGUAAUUUUCCUGUGCACAAGUAGUCUCUGUCAGAGCUCGCUGUCCAUCGACUGAACACUUGUGAGGCGCACGGCGAUACGAAAUGAGCGUAGUUGUCUUGCGCUUAAAUCGUAGUUAUCUUGUGCUGGAGGCGGUCAUAUGCAAACGCUGUUACGUCACUUCUAACCGACACGUCACUUCUAACCAUGAAUCCAGAACGAGCUGUAUUUUGAGCUUGAUUAAAUAAAUGAUUCGUUUAGAAUGGGGAGGACGUCUUAAAAUAUUAAACUUGCAGGACGUUUUAAUGAUACAAAGACCUCUUAUAUACCAAAAGAUCAAGGCAAAUUUGGUUUCUCAUGUCAUGACCCCUUUAACCUCUCUGCAUUAUAUUUAUCAAGUUGCAUCUCUUUAAAGACACUAUAAAAUCAAUAGUGAAGUUUUGUGAAUUUUUAUUCAUUUCUGCUGGCUUUGAAGCCAAUAUCAUGACCCGUUUUCACUCCUCUGCACACUUUUUGAGAUGAACAUAAAUAUUUCUCAAAAACCAAUCUACAUAAGCUCUAUGUAUCUUAUUUUUCACCAAUUCUACCUAUUAAUGGUGGCCUUUGUCAAUAUCUGUCAGUAUAUUUUAGUUAAUUUACGGACACUUCUUUUUCUAUGGAAGAAGAAUUGAAGAACUGUUUGGGUGUGAAGACAAAUCAGACAAAAUUAUGACAAAUUAACAUUUAAGAGGAUUUAGAAAAUGAAUAUUGGAUUUUAAUCACUCUGGCAAAAUGAGCAAAUGUUCUUAUUAUUCCCUGAUUGCUAACUGUUUUAAACGGAAAUACAAUCUGUGGCUUUAGAAUUUGUUCUAGAUUCAUAUUCAAAAUAUGUAUACCUAUAUAUUCCUAUAAAAAUGGUUCACAAAUAUUCACGUUUUCAGCUGUUUUAGUACAGAUUCAAAUAGGUAAAAUGCAAAUAAAGACAGAGAGAUAACAACAUGAAAUGAUCACUGUAUUUAAGUGUAUUUAGGAAGCCACUAAUUAUACACAAAUUCGAGUUUUCAGCCUAUUUUUUUGAGGGUGAAUUUUGUUUGAGUUUAGCAAAUAAUUACAGUCAAUGGAAAAAUCUUUUCUUUUUGAGCAUACUUUUCUUUGCUAUGUGACAUGCAAUGUUUUUCCCCACCAAAAAUGUUUUUUGUUGUACAGCUCAGAGCAUCAGCUAGUACUGUUGUGUGCACUU
Molecule: messenger RNA, 3062 nt
Organism: Xyrauchen texanus (razorback sucker)
Lineage: Eukaryota; Metazoa; Chordata; Actinopteri; Cypriniformes; Catostomidae
Gene: mcrip1
Product: MAPK regulated corepressor interacting protein 1
Exons: 6
Coding region: 231-500 (89 amino acids)
Source: RefSeq, a predicted model, not a curated record